UUAACAUCAUAAUCAGGCGAGGAGAGAAGAAGUUUUUCAGUGAAAAGAAAAAAAAAAUAAAAAUUAUUGUUUGAGAGAUAAAAAGACUUGUUUGAGUGGGAGAAAACGGAAAAUUAAAACAUUAAAAAAUUUUAAAUUAUUAAAAGUCGUAAAAAAAGGAAAAAAAUUCAGGCAAAGAUUUCAUUCAAGAAAUAUCUUUGGAGGAAUAAAGUGCGAGUCUGAGCUCGAAGAAAAGAAUUUAAAUGUUUAAAGUGUAAAGUUCGAAAAUAUAAAAUAAAAAAUAAAAACGACAAAAUGUUCCUUUUGCCAUUCAUUCUGAGCACAUUUUGUGUUCUCUGUCAUGCGGCGAUUCCGCCUGAGGCCAUUCUGCCGAUGCUUCUCGAGCAAUCUGGUCACGCCGGGAAUGCAUGGCGCUUCGAUUACUUGCAAAACGUGGAAAAGUUGCAACAAAUGGACGAAUUGCUGCGUCAAUAUCGCACGUAUUUGGUGAAUGCGAUCUACGAGAACAACAAUGACAUUUGCAACUUGUUUGAUUAUCUGACUGAUAACAACGCGAAUAAUCGGAAUUUCAACGAGGAGGCGUGGAAUCACGAUGUAAAUGAGAAUGAUAACAACAUUAAAGAUGCAUCCCGCAAACGUCGCUCCAGCAACGAACAACCCCAAGAAAUAUCCUCGCAUCACCAAACCGCCAUCGACAUGUACUUCGAAAUCGCCAGCAUCGUUCGAGAUCGUCUCUUCUACAUCGAAUUGCUCAAAAAACUCCAACAUGUCUGCGCCACAAACGACUCCGGGGCAUAUUUCAAGCGUGAUGGCGUCGCCAAAGUCAUCGGAAAGAAGCAAACUUUUCACUCGUGGGGCGGCAAGAGAGAAAGCGGUCGUGGCAAGGACCCGCUUAAGGAUCAGGUAAUUCCGAGAUCGUAUCCUCCGUUCCAUUCGUGGGGCGGCUAAACGCAUCACGCGACCGAUUUUCCUGUAAAUUUCAAUCUUCUUAUCAUCAAAAGCCACAAGCCAAUACCCUACCUAAGCAAAGAUGUGAAUAAAAAAUGUAAA
Culicoides brevitarsis is the source of this 1050-nucleotide messenger RNA. RefSeq lists its product as uncharacterized. Bases 295 to 948 code for a protein of 217 amino acids. The record is from RefSeq and is a predicted model, not a curated record. NCBI's taxonomy places the organism in Eukaryota, Metazoa, Arthropoda, Insecta, Diptera, Ceratopogonidae. The transcript is spliced from 3 exons.